Molecule: messenger RNA, 4426 nt
Organism: Zeugodacus cucurbitae (melon fly)
Lineage: Eukaryota; Metazoa; Arthropoda; Insecta; Diptera; Tephritidae
Gene: Osi17
Exons: 10
Coding region: 1174-3984 (936 amino acids)
Source: RefSeq, a predicted model, not a curated record
GAAAUAAAUGAAUGACGAGCGCCCACUUUAUUAGCGUCAAACGUAACAGCAAGUGUUUGAGAAAAUGGUAAUUGUUGUGCUCACUUUAGGCUCACCUAGAAAGAGUGCGAUAUACCAAAUCUGCUAUAAAAAAAACGUAAAAAAAUUUUAUAAAAAUUACAAUAAACAAGAAUGUGCUAAUUGGCAGUUUUCAAGCCGUUCACGAUUUCUGCGCAAAAUAAUCAAUUUGUAAAAGUGUAAACGCCAAAAGAAAGUAAAACACACAGUGCGGCGUUUCCCCAAAGUGCUCCAAAGUGACAAUUGAUUGGCCAUUGUGUGGAUGGCAUAUGGCAUAGAAAAGUGAGCACAACAAUAAGUAUUGGGUCUCGCAUACAAUAGCUCAAAUAGGCGGCUUAAGCGCGCACGUAGCACGUAGUGAAAUUGUUCGAAAAGUGGGCAACAUUUUGACAUACUCACCCACAAUCGCCGGGCGCGCCUUUGUGUCUUGUUUGUUUACAUUUUUUAGUGAUUUGUUUUUUUCAUAAAAUCUGUUUAAGCUGCUGAUUUCUAAGGGUCUUUAUUCAUAUAUUUUAGUGCAAGGGUGUACAAUGGAAUUAGUUGUUAAACAAAUGAAGAAAAUAUUUGUAAUUGAAUAGAGUGUUUUCGAAUAGUUAUGCCAUUAUGGGUAAAAAAUUAUCUUAAACGGUGUCAAAUAACACUUUGUUCGGCCAACAUAGGUACAAAUGUACGUGUAUGUAUAGUGCCAAACAAAAGACUUAAGCAACGAACCCCAAGUCGAAUGAACGAAACAAAAGAUCAAAAGAUUUUAAUGCUUAUGUUCUUUUAGAUAGCUGCAAGUUCCAAUCUAAAUGACGCAGGAGACAUGAAUGAAAUGUAUAAAGAAUAAGACUCUCAAAGGACAUUAUGACUGGAAGACCAAUAUCACAGUCACAGAACUCUUAAAAUCACUCAUUGAUGGAAACAACCUUAAAUAUACUUCAGUGACUAGUGCAACAAGUUCAGCCGGAUACUUGAGAAAAAAGUGACUUCGAUAAUGGAAGAAUUACGAAGAAGUAGAAAGUAGUUAAAUGUUACAGUUAAACCAGCAUUAAAUGUUGUGAAAGAAGAAGUUCUAAAAACCAUAACUAAAACAAAAAGUGAAUAUAAUUGAAUAAACAAUAACAGUAACAACAAAUGCAACAAAGCCACAACCAACUACAGAAGUGGACGCAUCCACAACAACAACAGCAGAAGAAACUGCUAAACGAUUACCACCAAGAAGGUUUGUUAGCAAGCACAAUGGUGAGAACCACCGAUUUGAAAGCAGAAACUAAAGCAACAACAACAAACGACAACACAUACCAUAGAUCAAUCAUAUUGCCAAAUUGGUUGAAACAACCACAAGGCAGCAACAACAUGGCCAACAGCCACAACAGCAAACAUAGUCACACAGCCGCUGCGGACGAGAUCAACCACAAGCACUGCGUGCGAAAUCGGCACAGUAGGGCAACGCCAGCAAAUAACUCAUCUUUCCAAAGACCAUCUUCAGCAGCAUCAGUCACGCCACAGAAUUCGUCGCGUAUGCGAACGAUGUGUCUGCUGCAAGGCUACCACUUGUCCGACAGACUUCGUCCAUUUGUGCUGCUCGUCGUCAUCCUGUUAUCGGUGACAUGUGUGACGCCAACCAAAGUGGUGGACAUGUAUGAGAGUACGACACCAAUGCAAUCCACUACGUAUGGCAAUCACACACUGCAUGCGGCCAGCGACGAGGUUAGCAGCGCGCCAGCAGCAAUUAACACAAGCAAUUGGCAAGAACUGGAUGCAACAGCCAGCCACGGCUAUAGCUGGAGCAAUCAAAGCCAAAUCAAUGUUGACAGUGACGGUAGUGACAAUGCUGGCCGUAAUACUAAUGGCGGCGACUCGAUUUUCAUGCGUUUCGCAAGGCGUUUCUCCACUGGCAAUGAAUUGUGGGAUGACAUUAUACGUGAUUGCUACCAACAACCAACCGUUAGUUGUUUCCAGAAGAACGUCUUCUCCUACUUGAAUGGUGCGCUCGACGCACACGAUGUAAAUGUGACGCAUCGUUUGAAAUUCUACCGCAAUCAAGUGGACUAUACGGAUAUGCAACAUGAGCCAACGGAAGCCGCUGCCGCAAGGAAUAGCAUGGAUGGUUCUUCGGACGAGCAGAAUUCAAUCAAAAUGCCACUAGCCGACGAGGAGCAAGUGCUCACCAACGAGAUACCCCAUGAAGAAGGACGCGGCACGAAAGACAGCGACAACCCUGAAACGCCAAUUGAGGAAGUAACCAACGCGCUCUAUGGCAAAAGCGUAAAAUUCGCCAUAACACACGAUUUGGAAAUUAAAUUACCAGAAAUGAUGUUCGACGGCGCCACAUUUCGUAUUUCUCCACGUUCAUUCGAGGGCAAUGGUAUAAUUGCAAAACUGGAAAUGAUACCGAAACAAGAAGUGGAAGCCCGUUUGGCUGGCAAAGUAAUCAUGAAGAAGAUACAGAAAUUCUUACGCAGCAAGUUAUUGCUAUCAUUUUUGGCGUUGGUGCUCAUUAUAAAAAUCAUCAAAAUCAAAUUGUUCUGGCUGUUGCCGUUGGUGAUUGGUGUCGGCGCUGCCAAGAAGUUGCUGCUCAAAUUCCUGCUCUUCCUCUUCCCCGCGCUGUCGCACCUCUUCAAGUUGUGUUCCUACUAUCAACAGACAUAUCACUCGACCAAAUAUCAUCACCACCAUCAUCUAAUCGACCACCAUCACACGGUCGUUCCCGCUUGGCAUGCGACCGAACAUCAUUCAGUGCCGGAAAUUAUUUACACUCAUCCUCCAAAGGGACAUCCAUCUACAUAUUUGCACGGCGCGCCAAUUCACGAAACAUACGGCCCGUACUCAUUAGAACAUAAUGAGGGUAAUUGGGAGAAUUCUGGUCCGGGAUUGGGUUCAGAUUAUAUUGGCGAUAUAAAUCGAUCGGCACAAGUUGAUGAAAAUUCUAAUUAUUUUAAACCAAAUGCCAACAAGGAUGCCAAUGAGAUACUUGUUUGGGGUUUGGGCACUACACAGCCAACUAUUUCUCAAAAGCAACAACAACAACAUCAACAACAAAGGUAUCGACCGGUAACACAGCAACAACCACCUACACAACAACAACGACCACCAUCACUUGUACAGCAACAAAAAAUGCAAUUACAACAGCAACAACAGCUCGUACAACAAAAACUGAAAACACAACAGAAACAACAACAAACACAUAAUCUACAGAAACCACACGCCACUAGUCAUAGUUUCAAUCCAUUUUUGAAUGGUGAAAAUAAUUUGAAACAAAGCUUAUUUACCACGAAAUUAAAAACUCCAGCACAAGCACAAUCCGCGCCAAAUCCAGUUUAUGCGCCCCCACCACCGCGGCCAUCACAUCCGCAGCAGCCAUCGGCUGAGGCAUUAACCGCAGCCGCACAUAUCGCGGCUCAAUACGAUCCGGCACGCAAUAGUCUCGCACAACAACAACAAAAACAAGACCAACUUAAACAGCUACAGUUACAGCAAUUACUAAAACAACAGCAACAGCAACAAUUAUCGCCCGAAAUAGCAGCACAAAUAAAAGAAGCCCUACGCAUUCAGGCGGAACAGCGUAUAAUCUCUCAACAACAACAAAUACUCGACAAGCAACCAUUUGUACAGGACGGACAGCCAAUCAUGCCAAAGAACUAUGACCCAUUCUACAGUCCAAUUCUUCUGAAAAUUGAUAAAAUCAUUGAACAACUCGGAGUUACUGAUGAUCUCUGCAAGGAGCGACUCAUCUGCAGCAUGUAUAAGGAUCCAACACGGUAUAGUCCGCAUAGUAAUUUCGUAUCUGCGGAACUGAGUCGCGAUACAAGUGAACUGCAACCCGUGUCGAAUCCGAACGGUGCCGUUGUGCGAUUCUACCGUUUCAUACAGGCCGCCCGUGAUGGACAGGAUCAAAGAGAUUGCCUACGCCUGUAUCCGCAAUGCAACAUUAAUACGGAAUGAGUUGCGCCGUUUUGGCGGCGAAGCGGAAAUGUGAAUGACACAAAAUCGAUUGUGCGAGUGCCGAAGUGAAAGCUCCAAACCUACUGCUCAACAAGCCCGUUGGGCCCAACGCAUUACAAUUUGCAGCAUUUAGGCGCAAAAAUGCCAAAACAAUAAAUUGACUAAUGCUGCCCGCAGCUAAAUUCUUAGGCACACCGUAUAACUAACCUACAAAAACAACAUGUACAACAAAUUAUCCCGCAGCAUUGAGCAGUCGAUAAAUUUUCAAUUUCAUACUCCCUUGUUUUCUACUCUCGCCUUCACUUUUGUAAAUAGGAUUAGUACAUACAUAAGUCGAUUUAUUUAUUUGAUCAUUUAAUUAUUUUAUAUGUAGCUUGAUUACUAGUAUAUUUUAAGAUCUAACCGUUACUUGCUUUAACGUUGCUUCUUGUUCGAUAUUUAU